This is a messenger RNA of Schistosoma curassoni, 1527 nucleotides long. Lineage: Eukaryota; Metazoa; Platyhelminthes; Trematoda; Strigeidida; Schistosomatidae. The record is from the annotation of a GenBank genome assembly.
AUGAAUACAGUGAUUUUGAGUGCUGUUAGAGCUGCUGGUAUCCAGAAACCCUACUGCCUUGAAAUAAACGCACUUUCUCAACUACAAGAUACACAAGUCCAAACCGACUGGAAUUACGGGAGUCGAGUGGUUGAACUACCACCCAUUGGAUAUAACCAAAUACCUGAAACCGUACCAAAACAACAAGAAGCAAGCCCUAAGAAAUUUAUCAGUUUAUACAAGCUCGUGACAAAGAUAUUGAGUAUUGAAAAAAUGGUCUCAAAGGCGAAUACGAAAACUCAGUUUGUGACCGGGGACGUGUUCAAUGUAGAUAUAGAAUCCGUUGAGAGAGGCGAAAAACACAAAGAUCCUACAGAGUAUCAUCUAUCAUUACGCGUUGACUAUGUACUUGUUCCACCGAUCUGUGGCGAUCCUACUAUGAAUGUUAAUGCUAAAAUAUUAGAAUCGGAUUUAAGAGAAAAUACUACAGUUGACUGGAAUCCUGAUUUAACAAUUCAAUGGUUAUAUCGAGCUUGGUAUUUAAAAGAAAGAGGUUCUUGGUUGGUAAAUCAUCAUUUGAAAUGUGUAACAUUACACUUGAGCAAUUCAAAUAGUAAUAAUAACAGAGAGGAAUUAUUCAAAUACAUUUGGUCAUCAGCUUUUGCAUGUUAUUCCAGAGCUUUGCAGCUUGUUUCAUUAGCUUAUUGGGCUGAAAAAACAUGUGUAAAUGAUGUUUUACCAAUGGGAACUGACGAAAAUGGAUAUGAUUGUACAAAAAAUAAAACUAACACAAAUAAUAAUAUACACUGGAUUCAAGUGGUAUCAGGUGAAAAAUCCAUAACUUGUAAUAACGGUGAAAAAUUGAACAGUUCAGACUACAAAGAUUGGGAUCGUUUUGGGGAUAUUGAUCACAAAACUGUGUUUCCAUUACAAUGUAAACCUUUACGCUUGAUGUUUAUCCUCCUUUCAAAUGUUGCUUUAUGUCAAUUGAAAGUUGGAUCUAAUGAAUAUUGUGCUCGAAAUUGUUCACAUGCUUUAUAUCUUCUUUCAUGUCAAAUAGAUUCUUCUAUAUAUUCAUCAACUAAUGAUUAUUAUCAUCAAGAUAUCAUUAAUACAUCAUUAUUUUCACAAGAAAAACUUCAAUUCUAUUGGGAUAAUUUUGAAAUAUCUUAUCAAGAUAUACAUAAAGUACUAUUUCGUCGUGCUCAAUCUUAUUUUAAUCAAGGUAAAAUGGAUGAAGCUAAAUUUGAUUUGGAAAUCUGCGUUGAAUUAAUGAAAAGUCAGUUAUUAACAUUGCAAAAUAAAGACCAUAAGGAGAAGACUAUAGAAAAUAAUAAUAAUAAUAAUAAUAAUAAUAAUAAUAAUAAUAAUAAUAAUAAUGAACAAGAAAAGGAGGAAAAGGAUACGGAGAGCAACAACACUUGUAAACAAAUUAAAGCAGCUUUACAGGCUAGUGAAAACCUUUUAGUCAAAGUGAUUGAUCGUAUAAAACGUGAUCAAGAUGAAUUACUCUCUCGUAUUAGGAAACGAACACAUUUUGAGAUGUGA